This is a messenger RNA of Sycon ciliatum, 19808 nucleotides long. RefSeq lists its product as uncharacterized. Gene Ontology annotation, molecular function: ubiquitin-protein transferase activity; protein binding; ATP hydrolysis activity. The transcript is spliced from 110 exons. The record is from RefSeq and is a predicted model, not a curated record. Lineage: Eukaryota; Metazoa; Porifera; Calcarea; Leucosolenida; Sycettidae. Bases 230 to 18712 code for a protein of 6160 amino acids.
AAUGAAAAAUCAAAACUAUUCUCCUCUCUGAACAAAGCGAAGUGUUUCCAAGUAACUUCCAGAUACGCGAAACCAGAUCUGAACAUUGGAGAGAUUGUCCCGUGUGCAGUAUAAGACAAGCGAGGGAGAGUCGCGUAUUUUGUCUGAGCGAGAUGCACGGAAUUCACGGAUGUGAAGUUGAAAUGGAACCAAGCUGAUUCAUUGCCCGGGAAGCUGACGACGCGUAAUCAUGUCCUUCACUGAAGGCGGUCUGUUGCUCAGCAAGAGCUCUGACGGCAGUGACCUGGUAGCAUCAAUCACCUACCAUUCGAGUGGCCUGGGCACACUGAAAAAGCUUCCGAACUGGAAGCCUCUUCAACGGACUUUGCCUGCCCUGGCUUCCUAUCCACAAGUUGCUUUCCAUACGCUCUUGGUUGACGAAGAUCCAGCCAAUGAAGCUUUUAAGCUCCAGGCAUCACGGAGAGUCGCUGCAGUUGUCUUCGUAUAUUGGGAUGACUCUCCCCCAGUGGACUUGGCUAGUAGUGGAUCAUCUAUUGCUGGCACUGCUACCGGCACCACCCCGAAGAUCAAGAUUCCUGUUGUGGUCGUUACCAAAACCGACGGGCAGAGGAUUGGCGAGUUGCUGGGACAGGCCGAGGCGCUGUAUGCUGAAAUUGACGUGGAGGGCAACAAGCAGCCUGCUCUGGCCACAGCUGCAGCAGCACAACCAGAUUUGGAGAAGGACACACAAGAUGCAAGUGCUGCCGCCUGUGUAGACCCUGAUGCACCCAAGGCGUUGAAGGUCAAUGCGGCCUCUUCGUCAAGCGGAGGACUCUUCGGUGGAUUGGUAUCAAGUGGCAAAGAACAGAAGCAGGCUUUCCCUCUUUCAUCACGGAUCACACGUCUUUUCCUCGUAGACCCCGACAAGAAGGGCAGUGCGUCAAAUCUUGUGAACAUGAGCAGUGACGCAGAACGUUUCCGACAAGUCUUUCAGACCUUUGAUGAAUUUGAGCGUUACUGCGAAGAUGGACUGCCGGAGAAGUUGUCCAAGUCAGUUGAAAAGACCUGCCAGAACUUGAAGGAAUACUUGAGAGUGACCGACUUGGACGAUUUGCCGUUCCACAUGCUGGCUUCCUUUCGCAUGCGAUGGGUGCCUCCAUACUACAAGGAAAGCAAGAAGGAAAGCAAGAAGGAAAAGAAGAAGGAUCCAGUUAUGGACUACUUCAAUUCCUGUUGGAAGGCUGUUGUGAAGAUCGAUCACACCUGCAUUCGCAACUGCUUUCGACCUUUCUUUGAACUUGCAGCAACGCUGGAAAUCCCAUGGGGUAAUUAUGGCAACGUCCCUGUUCUUGAUCGAUUCGCCAGUUCUCUUCUCUACAUGCACUCGAAGGAAGUGUCCCGCAAAUUGAGCUCACUUGACGAUGUGCAGAGGGAACUAUGUAUAUGCCAAAUGAUGCUUGGUAUUGAUAAAAAGAGAACAGCCGGUGAAGCACAGAGUAUAUGGAAGCAGCUUAUCCUUGCAAUCAACACACAAAAGUUACCUUGGAGUGAGAGCGUUCAGCAAUUGUUCCACGAGCAACUGAACCUCGCCAACUCAUGGCAAGUGGCCCACAGUCAUCAGUUCGAUGCUUCUCUACUAGGCUCGCUUGUUACCCACUACGAACUGGUGAACAUUCGUCAAAUACUCUGUCUGGUGAUGGGUGUUUUCCCACUGCUGGCGCCUCGUGAUGAUGUUGUCCAUCAGCUGCUACGGAAGCUCUAUCCUCUAUUUUCAGAGGCUCUUGCUAGACAGACGAGCCUGGAGAUGUUCACCAGCGAGAACACGAUAUCAUCAUUCCUUACUAACGCCAAGGACUUGCUGGGAUUUUUGCUGAAUGCAAGAACGAAUCGUGUGCAGCUUCAAAAGAAAAGGGCACGGGACGAGAUGAAAUCGGCUAUCAGAGAUCAGCAGGCAGCUGCGGCGGCAGCUGACAAGCAAUCAGCUUCAGCGCCAUCACUCAGCGAGAAUUCACUGCAAUCAACGUCAGCAUCAUCGCUCAGCGACCAGGCACCACCGUCAGCUUCUGAAGCUUCUGCAGAUAUGAGUGCUGCUACAAGUGUGGUGACAACGGCUACUGCUACGGAUCCGACUGUCAGUGUUGUUCCAGGGGUGAUUGUGGGUGCUUUGUCUCUGGCUGCAAAGGAACUCAUAGCAGAGGAGGACAAGAUGUUUGCUAAAUGGAUCUCUGCCGUAGUUAAGAGUCGCUUUCUCGUCAUGGCGUUGCCUGAUGUUCAAUUUCCGGAUUAUAUCGCGGAGUUUGUGAGUGAGAUGUCUCAACCACUAGCAGGAAUGGCAACAAGCGAGAUCAGUACCUUUGUGGCCCACAGAGCUGGCAGUUUAUCUCCCGAGUGCCUGCGGCCACUCCUAGAAAAGUUCAAUUGGCUUGGUCCUGAGGUGGGCGUUGCAUUCCUGAAGUCUUACAGACUUCCGAAAGACCGUGGGUUUGACUCUCCAGCUCUCUGGAGGCUUCUGGCACUUUUUGCCAAGCGGUGGUCCACGUUGAAGGCACACAUCUUGGAACUGCUCAAGAGCAUUGCGUUUGCGUAUGUUCAGCGCGAUCAGGCCAGUCGCGUUUUGAAUGAACUGCUGCACAUGGCUGGGCAUGUGCCGAUGCUGCUGUCGGAUGAAGGAGUGGAGGAGGUAGUCGACCUUGCCAGCGACUCUGACGAUAGUGAUGCCGAGGAUGACAGCCUUGGCAGUAGUAGUACUGCUUCCAAUGCGCUCGACAGCCUUGGAUCACGGUCUGACGCAACGCCGGUUGCCGACAGUCUCACCAGCGUCAAGUCCAAGGGUCACGCGCUACUGGAGGAUCUAACUGAGUUCCUUGCCCAGGAUAUUGUCAUUGCGCAAGACUUGGCAGAGACGUUGAGGAUUAGCCUGCCAACAGUGCUGGAGUAUAUUGACGAGGCAAGAGAGGAGAAUCCGCUUUGCGAUGCUGUGCUCGAUGCGCUUGUGAUGACCCUUCCACCCAAGACCAAGUUGUUCCUGGAUUGGCAAGGCAUCAGCGAUCAGAACCUGGUGAAGGCAGCAGAUUCUGCCCAGCGAUUUGUAGCAACUCUCUACAGCUUGUUGAACAAGCACACCAAUUUAUCCACGGCGGUCUCGUCUCAGCAGCAUGGGAAACCCUUGCAAUGUAUUCGGUUCCUUUGGAAGCUUGCUUAUGGAUGUGCAAGUGAAAUUUCUGUGGAGAAACUGAACAUCGCCAGGUUACCAAAGCUGCAAGCUUUUUCUAUGAUCCACUUGCGCCUGUCUAACGAUGAACAGUGCCCGAAGGAGUUCCGAGAGUGGUUUGCUGAGCUGAAGCAGUGGGCUCAGAACCUGAACAAGAGCAUAGUGGAAGAUGAGGUUCGACAAGACCAUCUGCAGCUGUGCAUCGAUAUGUGGAGGCCACUGUCUGGGUUCUAUAAAAAUGUAGGGCUCGACUCUCUCUUGUCUGAGGUGGAGGUGAAAGAUAAGCUCACCACCCUCGAGACUACAGAGGAUGCGGUUGAUCAUCUGCUUGUAUGGCGGCCCAAAGGAUCGACACCGGAGAAGCUGUACUUGACAAAACAGCUGCUGAACAAAUACGGUGUGGCCAUUGACUCCAAGAUCGAGACAGCAAUUUCCCAGAAUGUUGUCCUGCCAGACUGCCAUGGAAAAGCUUAUCAUCGGGCCAGAUCACGAAGGGAUCGCCCUGGCUCAGCUCCACGCGCCCAGGCUUCACAAGCGGUUGCUACUCGUGCUGCAGCGGGAGACAGCAGGGAGACUAUUAAUAAGGCUCGAUUCAUCCCAAGCACCACCCUGCAAGAAGCCAAGGAAUUGCUUGAUGUCAUCAGUGACUGGCUUGUCCCGGUCGUGGAGAAUCUUGAUGUCCUGGUGUUUUUCCAUCACCGCAAUAGCAGACUCUUCUCGGCUUUCCUCCAGAAAGAGCUCAACUCGGUGGUUUUAAAGCGGUCUGCAGUUGGCGCGGGAGACGUGGAAGCAACCACUCCUGAUUCACAGUUAUCUAGCCUGUUCUCUAAUGCAGAUAUUUACUCAUCAUCUCGAUCCUCAGGGUCUCCAGAAAGUGAUGCUUCUAAUACUAGCCAUGAUCCGAACGAUGGCUUUUCUUUGGAGGAGUUUGCCAGUGCUCUUCGUGCAACGCAAGACUGGCUGCACCGGUUUGUGACCAACAAAGCAAAGCUCAGUGAUAUGUACAUCAUCACGCAAGACAUUUUCCAUGCUGUCAGUGUCCAGCAAGAGUUUGAUGCGUUGGUCGAAUUCGAGCCAUUUCAAAUUGCCAAUAGAUUGGAGCAAGGCAGCUCAAGUGGAGGCAGUGAUGUAUUGGCCAAUGUCCGUUCAAUGCUGGAGCUGCUGAACUACUCUGGUAUUCUGAUGACUAUUGUGAAUGUCUGUCACCAGUACCAGCUGGAAGGCUGUCUGACUGAUCCGCAGUUUCGACAGGUUCACUCCUUUGCCAAGCAGUUGUCAGAGGGUUCAUUCUUUGAGGAGUUGGAUUCAGGACGUGCCUCACAAGUCAAAACGGAACUGGACACAUUGCUAUGCGGUACCAGGCCGGAGAACCUGCAGAUUUUUGCUGCUAUCCAAGACUGUGUGGAUUUUGGCAAGAUCAUAUGUGAGCACAAGUUUGAUCGUCCCCAAGGCAAGGCAAAGUUUGAAAGUCAAGUGAAACUCAUCAUGCAUCAGAUUGAGAAUGAAGAGUACAACGACAUUGUUCUGAACCACCUUACUGCCAGCUUUGUGUACAUGCUGCCGUUUGUGGACAAGAGCAGCACCUUUGCUGUAUUACUGAGGAAGGUGAAAAGCUGGCAGCCUGAUAUUAUCCAGCAUGCCAUUCAUCAGCUGAGGACAGUGCAUGACAACAUGGAGAUGAUCAAAUUUUGGUUUUCUCGAGCGCAGGGGGAAACUCUGGAGAACGUCAUUUACGAACUAGACGAUAUCCUGUCCUCGGGCAAGUACUGCUUCGUGUUUGGUGCACCAGCUGCGGAAGAGCUACCAUUCUCCGAGGACAUGGCAGAUGACCAGAAAAGUGCAAUACUAUCCAACCCGUCGGUGGUGCACAUCAUCUACCGCAUUGGCAGUGCUCGUCCAGUGCCCGACACUCCCAGUACAGCACUGCAAUCAAUCAAUUUGCAGACAGACACCAGUAGUGGAGGCGACACUGGAUAUCGCUAUGUUUCUCCAAUACAAAGUCUACCCGGCCUCGUGCUACCAAGGAACCAGGCCGCAACAGUUGCGUCAAGCAAUGCAGAUCACAAUGCUGCAGCGGCGGCGGCAGCAAUGCCUGCUGUGCCUGAUGACCUUCGACGUGUGAUGGAGCGCCUUGGCGGUUCUGUGGAGCGCAGUUCACCUUCUUCGUCGUCAGUAGGUGGUCCCGUUGCAGCAAGGCCCAGAGUAUCUGUGCGUGUACUGUCUGCAGAAGACAUUGAUGACUUUGUGCGCCGGCUUGGUUUUGUCGAGUCCGGCUCGAACAUAGAGCAUCAGCCAAAGAUCAAGAAGUUUGUGGCAAGAAACCAGGCCAUCCGUGAGGACUUUUCCCUUUGCCAGAAGCUAGCUGCGCUGGGUCAUCAACGUUUUCUCGACAGGUUGAAGUGUGUCUCUGUCAAGGAAGCCAAUGAUGAUUGGCUGGGCUCCACACGCCUAACCCUGUCCAAGUGGAGUGAGAAGGUGGCUGAGUAUCGUGAGAAGUACCCCCUGCUGGUCUUCUUCAGUGUACAGCAGACCGUCGCCAUGUCCCGGUUGCUGCACAGUGAGAAUGCUCACUAUUGCUUCGCUGGUCUGAUCCACUACAUUGGACAGCUCUACUUGAAUACCCUCCCAACUUGGCAGACUCUGAACUCGGCUGUGACCACCUUGUCCAAUCGCAUGUCUCAAGGUUCCCUGGGAUCACGUCUGCAGAAUGCACCACCCAUCGAAGUUGUGGGCGAUUUCCUCAAGCGUUUGUCGAACGCCAUCGGCGGUGACCAAGGGGCACUUAGUUUGCUACCGGGAAAGACGUCGGCAAUGAGUGCUGACUCGCCACUUCACCAAGAGCAUCGGUGCAUUUUGCAUGUCACCUCGCCGUCAACGCCAGCUGAAAUGCUGCGGCUGCUGCUCUCUAUCUUCAUGGCCAUACCGCACUCUUUUCAGGUGUUGCGCUGUCAGAGUUCCACCACUGAAGAGCAGCUGAGUCUCUUUCUCAGAAAGGCCUUCUUGUACACAGAUGGCACAUUUGUUCUGUUCGAAGUCAACAAGCUCUCUAGUGCAUUGCAGGAGUACCUGCUGUCCACACAGCUGGAGUAUCACACGGCACACACCAGUGCGGUAGCACGCAAUCGCCAGCCCACACGCCGAGCCCAGUUGCACUGCUUGGAGAGUGGCAAGUCCAUGCUGCAGGAUGUGCCCUGGGUGCGCACUGUGCGCUAUCAGUCUGACCAGAAGGUCCUGAGUGAUCCAGCCUGUUUUGACGUGUGCACUGUGAACAAGACCGACAUCAAGAAUGUCCAUGUGGUAUAUGGCGAUGCAGGUAGUGGAAAGUCACACUUCAUCAAGUCUCACAUCAAACAGCACAACUGUAGUGAGUCACUGACCAUUGCCGUAAACGAGGCAUUCACCGCUACUGCCGCCAUCAAGAAGCUCAGAGCUCUGCCCCGGGUGGAACUGGCCAGCAUCUACUUCAACAUAACAGUAAUUUCUCAGCCGAAAGCAACACGUGAAGAGCAGGCAGCCUAUGCAUCAUUGCUUGCUGAGUUCCACUGGGUGUUGCUGGGACUGAUUGGAUUUCACUGUGUGGAAGACCAUGCAUCUGGUACCCUGUUCCGUGUCCCAGGUGGCCUGGCGUGGCGCAUUUACGUUGAGGUCCCGUCUCAGUUGAGCUCUGAUAACACCGGUAGCGACCUACAGUCAUUCCUUCAUCACGUUCCUCUUCUACGAUUCGUAGGCGAGCGACACUAUGUAUCAGCAGAGUUCCCAUAUGAUCUGGAGGUUGAUAAGGAAUUUCAAGUGGUUGCCAAGUACCUGAACGCCCAUAAGGACGGCAGCAUUGAUCGCACUCACCGGGAUUAUGGUCGUGCAUCAGAAGCGAGGACAAUUGCCAGUGGGCCGAACAUCAGCGAGCAGCAGUGUCAGAUGUUACUGCGCAGGUUCACACCGGCUCAUCUGCGAGAGAGAAAGAUUCUGCAGCGUCUGUUUGUCAGGUACAUGUUGCGUCGCUGCUUGGUGCUGGAGAAUAUGCCAGCAUACACGUAUAACACUGGUCGGGGUGUUCGAGACGAGUCGGGCAGCUGCAGUGACACCAGUGAGCUUGGCUCCACGCUGAUGCGAGCCAUGCUGAAGGAGACGCAGCAGUUCUGCAACCCGCAGCUAAGCACUCAGUUUGAGUCACACUCACAUGAGCAGCUGGUCUAUGAGAUGAAGAGUGGAUGCCACACUGUCCAGCUGCUGUCUACGCAACCGUACAAAAUCAGUGAGGAGGACAGAGUGCGCUAUGCUGCCAUUGGUGUGUCCAUUCCCGAGGAGCUGAAAUUUGGUGACCGUGCCGUGUUGGAUUCCUACCUGUCCUGUGCUCUGAAUGUACCUCUGGAGAAUGGAAGACUGGCUGCCAUCGAUGAAGAGAACUAUGUGUUGACACUGGACUAUACUGUAAAGAUGCUUGCAAUCCAUGAGCGUCGCAUGUGCGGCGUGCCAGUUGUCAUUGAGGGUGAGACUGGUGUUGGCAAAACUGCUCUGCUGCACAUGCUGUCCUUACUGUGGAACCGCUCAGCGCAAUCCUGCAGAAAGAUGAUGAUCAAGGACCUCGGUGACAUUCUGGUUGCUCGUCUGAGCGAGCCAAGCGAAUCUGACAUGGAGCCAACUCGUGUAACAGAGAUGCUCAACUUCGUCCAUGAUUUCAAUAAGGGCAUGAUGGUAACACGGGAGCAGAUCGUGGACUACUUCAUGAAGGGCCGCACCGACAGCAUGCCUACUGACUGCAAGCCGAUUCUUGAAGUGCUGGCUGACCUACGGUCCCCUCGAUCAUGCCUACUGCAAGUCGAUCAGGAUCUUGUUGAACAUGUUCUUUCUCACGGAUCGUCUUCUGCACCAGAAAAGCUGGUAGCUCUCCUGAAGAACUUCUUCACGGCACCCACGAUUAAGACAUUCCACAAAGUGAAAAUUCACUCAGCUCUGACUGCCACUAACUUGAAGAAGCGUCUGCGGUCGAUUUUUGAGGAGGCGCAGGCACUGUCUCAAGCCAUGCACAACCGCAUUACGCAGGAGAGGGAGUGGCUGAAGGUGCACCGUCCUCAUGCAGUGGUGGAGAAGCACGAAACACCAGUGUUCACGGUGUUUAUGGACGAGGUUAACACAACGUCCUGUAUGGGUCUCUUCAAGGAGCUAUUGGUGGACAAAACAUUGGAUGGAGAGCCCGUGCCAGACAAUGUAUUCUUAGUGGCUGCGUGCAAUCCACAUCGCAGUAGCUCGGUUGGUGUGUCGUCAUACAUGUCACAUCGUGACUGGAUGGCCGGCUCCUAUCAAGUACGUGCCAUCCCGCCAUCACUGCGCUGCCUGUCCUGGAGUUACGGUGCACUCAGUGGAAACCAGGAGAAGGAGUAUAUUGAGAGCAAGAUUGCCAACAUCGGCAGCACCAAAGUCGACAUGUCUGUGCAGCUAUUGAGCACCCUCAUUUUGACAAGUCAGCGAAUCAUGAGGGAUUUUGCUGAGGAGCAACUCACUCUCAACAAGUUUGAUCCGAGCGAGGCUAAGCUGCGUGCUACGAGUUGCGUCAGUCAACGUGACAUUCAGCGUGUGUUCACUUUGUCAGCAUUCUUUGACAGAAGCUUGCGCAAGGAUAGAGACCACCUGGUUUCCUCCAGAACGACACUGCCAUCAGCUGCAGGCACUCCGGUGGGUAGAUCACGUUACUUCUCCCUUCUCAGUUACUGGCCAGUAGCUGAGAGAAACAUCAGUAGCAGCAGCAAGUCAGGGAAGGCACAGUUGCCCAGUCGCGAAGCAUUGCUUCUGGCCUUGGGUCUCGUCUACUACUUGCGAUUGGAUACCAACUACCGAUGUCUGUUUGUGCAGCGAUUGACCGCUAAGGAGGAGCCUUUGGGGCGUAGAGAUCCUUUCUUGACCAUCCUUAACAGAGAGAUGGACAGGUACAUGAGCUGUCUCUCCGUCCCAGCGGGCAUAGCCAAGACCCAAGCUUUGAAGGAGAACAUCUUUGCCACAAUUGUCUGCUGCGUUGUGCGCAUGCCAUUGAUUAUCGUGGGCGCACCCGGCUCGUCCAAAACUCUCUCUUUCAACCUGGCCGUUGAGAACCUGAAAGGCCUAGAAAGUCCAAAAGAGUUCUUCCGUGAUACGAGUCGCUUUCCAGCUCUGGAUCCGCAGUUCUACCAGUGCUCAAGGAAGUCAACGUCCCUGGAAAUCGAGAAUGUCUUCUUGAGAACCAUCAAUCGGCAAAAGUCCCAUCAGAAGAACAGACUGGAUCGAAGCUGCGUUGUGUUCAUGGACGAAGCUGGGCUUCCCGAAGACUGCCACGAGUCGCUCAAAGCAUUGCAUUACUUCUUGGACAACCCGGAAGUCUCAUUUGUGGCCAUCACCAAUCGUGUCUUAGAUGCCGCCAAAACAAACCGAGCCAUCAGUUUGUUCCGACCUGACCCAGACGAGUCUGAUCUGUGUACACUGGCAUACGGCUGCAUGUGCUCUGACCCAGAGCAUCCCCCUCCCUACAUGCAGUCCACAAAGAAGAUGCUGGACAACUUCUGCGGUGUCUACCGCCUCUUGAUGCAAGACGAACGCUACAGCUCGUUUUUCGGUCUACGAGACUUUAUUCACUUCAUUCACUACCUCCGACGCGGUGUUCUCAAGGAUCAGGAGAUCACACCACAGAUUGUUCUGCGUGGCCUGGAAAGGAACUUCAAUGGUAUCCUUGAGAAAGACUUCAAGGACCUGGCUCAUCGCUUUUUGGCGGCGAUGGAUGUCAGCAAGGAGCGUCUGCAGGAGAUUGAGCAGCGUAGUGUGGUGGAGAUUCUCGCCGAGAGCAUAGAGGACAACCCAAUGGCUCAGUUCCAGCAACGGCAUAGAUUUGCUGAUGAUAGCAGCGUGGACGAACUUCAGGACUCUCUGGCUUGUGACCAGGACCAGGUUCGCUACAAGUUGAUCAUUGAUGAGAGUGAGGAUGACAGCAUGACCCGAUUGCUGUUCCACUACAAAAUUCUCGAUGAAGCUCGCACACGCUGCUUCACCUGCUCUGACUUUACUGGCGACAGCGAGCUGCAGCAGAUCAAUCUCGUCUCAUCCAUUCGCCAUGCUGCACUCGAGGGCAGCACAGCUGUACUCAGUGAGUCGGACGCCAUCAACGAGUCCUUCUAUGACCUCUUCAACCAGCGCUUCAGGCAAAUCGCUGAUCCGAAGGGUGUACGCUACUUUGCCAACAUUGCCAUUGGGUCGCACAGCAAGCUGAGUCGUGUGGAUCCAUCAUUCCAGUGUGUGGUGCAUGUCAGAGCUGCAGAGCUGCACCUGGCUCCGCUGCCUUUCCUCAACCGGUUUGAGAAGUACCGCUUGUCACAAAGGAACCUGCUUGAUGUCGUGCUCAAGUCUCUUCCGCACAGCAUGAAGGAAGUCAUCAUGCUGGCAAUGGACAAGGUGGAAAAGUUUGUGGAAUUCAUCGGCGAGAAUAACUUCACUUCUUUCAAUUCCGAAACCAUCGUAUCGCUGUUCAUAGAUUUUCUGCCACUGCCUGGCCAUAAGCUGUACACACGCCAGUAUGAUGUCAUAGGAGAAGAUGACGAGGAGGAGGAGAGUGACUAUGAGCCAAUGGAGGCCGCUAGUCUGACACGGGGUGAUGCCAGAGAGCCACAUGAUAUGCAGAAAGCCAAGAUGAUAGUUUUCAACAUGUUUGAGAACAUUAUGCGCGCAGAGGCAGGUUUCCGCUUCGUUGACCUGCCUACGACGCACAAGGAGCAAAUGUUUGGAGAGCUUCUUCAACAGGCCUUUGAUCUAGAGCCACUCAUGUCCAAGAGUCUUCUAGAGUCUGACCUGCGUUACCCGAAGCGUUUCCGAGAGUACGUAUUGGGAGCACUGGAUCACCUCUACACCACCAGUCCAGAAGGAGUGUACACAGGCAAUGACAGUGGUGAAUGUGCCAACUUUCACAAUGGUCAACGCUUUGUCACCGCCAUCAUCCUGCAGUGGAUUGUGAUGCGAAUGACGUCACGGCUUCUGCAGCUGUUACGUCCCGAAGUGCUUGUACUAAAGAGAUCAGUGCUGCCUGAUUGGGUGAUGGAUACUUACCUACAACAGCAGUCUCACUUUGAUCUCAAAGCUUUGCUUGCCAGCAAGGUAGAGAUGCUUGACAACAGUACGGACAGCAACUCCGUCAAUAAUAAGCUACUCAUCUUCACACAAACCAAGCCCCAACUCCAUCGCAUAGCUCACAGCUGGCCUGUUGAUGAUGUCUCUACUGUUCCGGCCGACACUAUCACCGCAUUGAAAGAGCUAGUCUGUGAAGACUUGGAUCAGAUUGUGCUGGGCAAACUGGAUCACAUCCACACUGAAGAGCAAAUGAAGACGAUGUUGCAGCGGUUCAUCCGAUCUGAAACUCAUCAAGUGCUGGUGUUCAUGGCAGACACAGCAAACUGCUCUCGUCAGAGGAUCAACCACCUGAGACUGAGCAUUGAAGAUGAGGAACGGUCUAACGCUACGUCUUUAUCCAGGGCCAUUAUACAAGAACGAAACGCGCCAUGCAAGACCAAGCUGUUUGUUGUCCUGCUGCAUUCGGCGGCUGAACGUCUCCAUGGUCCCAGCAGCUACCCGGCAUUGUUUCUGCUGGGAUGGGAUCACCAUUACCUGGAGGUCAUCUCUCAUGGCACUUCGCCAGGUGCAGUCAAUGUACAUAAACUGAUGCGUCUUACGUGCCUGUCAAAUCCACCCGUGGGGCUGGCAGAGAACUUCGCAUCGCUUGUUCGCUACUCGAUUGCUGAGCAACUGCCAGCGGCGCUGCGUGUGGUUGUAUCCAGGAUAAUGUUUGGAAGUUGUCCUGGUGGCUGGUUCAAUGGUGAAGUCAAUGCCAGGCGUCGCUUCAAGCUGCUGACCGAGAUCAUGUCACCAGUGCAUCCACUGUCCAGUGUUGUGUGCAAGAGAAUUGCUCAGUACUGGAGUGACCAGGCCGUGCUUGAUCAUUUCCAUGCUACCGCCACACUCACUCACCAGCAGAGUGACUCGUUCAGCCUCACAGAGCAGCUGGAGGAUGUAUUUUCAUUGGUGGUGCAAAACGUUCUGACAUUGCUGAUUAGCAAGCUGAACGAGCACUUCAAUUUUGAGGUGCUCGCUAGGUUAAUGGCUUCCAAGUCGACAGAAAGAAGUGUUUCACCUCCUGCGCAUGAUGGUAGUUCUCAUCGAGAGGCGGCGGUUGAUACAGAAAUGGGUGCAGCCGUGAUGGAUCUGUUUUGUGCGGUUACAGAUGCUUUGCCAUUACCAAACUAUAGUAGCAUCAAGGCCAUGAAUCACAUGCCCGACCUGAGAAUGCCUCGUCACCUGGCUCCUCCACCGCCCACCUUUCCCUUCUUCCAGCGAGUGUGGAGUGCCAACGCGCAGAUUCUUCAGCAAGUCAUCACUGAUGAGCAUGGCAAGCCUGCUGCACCAGCGCGGAAUGCCAAUGCGGCUGGAGGUAGUGAGCAGGAACAGCUGUUUUCCUCCUCGUCCGACAGUCAACAGCAGCUGGAAGAGCGUGCUGCAGCGGCCAUGUUUGAUCGUCUGCACGAGCUGGAACGCUGUGGGACUGUGACUGACAGAACACCGCUGAUAGCAUACCAGCUCAUGGCUCGCUAUCCAUGCUUGUGGCAGCUGUACCUGAAUGAUUUCAUUCGCCAGCGUCUGCGCAUCAGCAGUAGCAGUGCAAAGGCCAGGGGACAAUCACCCGGUCAUCGGCCGGGAGCUGACUUUGAGCACUUGCUGGUUUCCGUCUUCCUAGAGGGACUAACAGUGCAGCCUGUUGAGAAGAGACUCAUUCUGCUGCAUGUCCUCUCGCACUUCCGUCUGCCAGCGCUAUCCAAGCUCUCGCAGUCACUGCGUCCUCUCGCUGCUCUUGAUGGUCUCAUGGACGAGUCAUCUGAGCAACUUGCAGUAUCUGACAGAGCAACGCAGCAGCUUGAAGCUCGCCUGACACUGUUCCUUGUGACCUCGCUUCACACUGGCUUGGUCUCGAGUUUCCGAGAUCGUCCGGAGGCAAGUGUCGGUGUCGACAACCUCUCCCGGUGGCAUUCUGCGUACAUGUCUGUGCUUCAGUCCAUGCCACAUCUGCUGUACACACCUCUUCUGCAAGGAAAGCACAGAGCCAAACUGAACAUCUGUGCAGUCAUCAGUGCUCUGCUCAACAUCAUUCACUUGUCAGUUGAGAACAUCUCUGCAGUCAUUCACCUUGUCAUGGCCUUGCAAGUGGCUCUUGACCGGAACACAACAGCGGAUACGGUAUACUUGAGCAUCACUGAUGCCGUUUACCAUGCCCUGGCAACACUCUAUGAACUCAAUAGCCAGGACUUUGAAGAUGUGCAUACCAGCGAGAAUGGCAAUGUCACCUCUAGUGGCCGGCAGCAGUUCCGCAGGAGCGGUGCUCUGCUCAUCCAGCUACUACUCCAGCACUACUUCCCCACGUUGCCCAAGUCAUUCUCCAUGCAUACAUCAAUAUACUGUGAGGCCGACUGCCUGUGGUUGCUCAAGUCCAUCCACAGCAACUCUGCUAUACUGCUUAGUGAUGAAGGAUGGUCCUUGGUCAAUCAGCCAACCCCGGUGACACACCUUGCCUCUGUGCAAAGCGACGGUAAUGAGAAUGUGCACGUCUUGAAUGCCGUCAGGUCCUGCUGUGAAGAGCUGUUCACAGCAUCAAUGGCUGAAUACUGGACUCAGCAGUUGCUACUUGUAGUACAAAGGGAUGAAGGAGCCUAUGAGAAGCUACGUGCAAACAUUGAAGCAGUGCUGUGUCACAACCGAAGGAAUGCAGCCACUUGCUUCAUCCCAUGCUUCUAUGAUCAGCCAUACAUCCGCCAGUCCUAUCCGGAUCUGGCAGUGAAUAGUAGUCUGCUGGCGGAGUCCUAUUUCACGUGUUGUCUGUUUGAGCGCAUGUCUUCGCUCCAAGGCAUGGAGCUGCUGCACGUGGCUGCCCUGCUGCGUAGACUUGAAACACCAUCCAGCUGUGUUGAGGCCAUCGAGUACCAAGCAACUCUUCAGGUAUUGCUAUUCAAGCUGGCUGACCGCAUGGGUGACUAUGCAUUGGGCUGCGAUGCCGAUCAGCGUGAGGGACUGCGCCUACACUUCCCUCAUGAUCUUGUCAACCUGGUUAACAACUGGGUUCUUGAUCAGGCAACGGGUGGUGGCAAGAAGGGUGGUCACAGCUAUGUCUUGCUGUCGCGCCUGCUGCGCAAGUUGCACAGCUCUGAGCGUCUGGUUAAGCUGCUGACUGGUGAUCAGCUGCAAACACUGGUGCUUGCAUUCAAUCCUUUCCUCAAACCAUUCGUUGAUGAGCUGGAGCACCCACUGGUGAUCAACUGCCAUCUGAUGCCAUUCGCCUACCCGUCCACUUCUGAGUCAUCCGACCUGGGCAAGAUCUAUCGCUCUCUGGUCCGCUAUUCACGUGACAUCAUCGAACGAUCAGCAGAGUUCCGCGGCAGAGAAGAGCAAGAAUCUAUUGGCAUGUUUGUAGCUACGUUACGCGGUCCACUUGCUGAUGCCGUGUCUGACGAGGAGGAGACACUGCGCUGCCAGCUGCGCAUGGUUCUGUGGUACUGUGUGUAUCAUUGCUUCUAUCUGCACCGGCACACCAGCACGAGUCUGACUGCUGCCAUACAUGAAGAUCUGGGUUUCCUGGAGCUGCAGCCCUGCCAGGUAGCAUUGCUUCUGGCCUUCUUGGAUCCAAUCCGUUUGAUCCAGCGAGCAGAAGUUAUGAAUCCUGCCAAUGCUGAUGCCGUACGCUUGCAGUUAGGCCCAUCUGGUAGUAUACACCGCCGCCGCGACCCAUCCGAUCAGGAAGUUGAUUCUCUAUGGCAGGUUUUCGACCCGCGCUUGCCUUUAGACUCGGAGGAUGCUCAGCUACGAAAUGCACUGGCCAAUUUGAUUGCUGGUGUGAUGGGUAUGCCGGCAGACUCUUCUCACCUGUGGGCACACAUGUUCAAUCCAGCUAGCCUGGCUGGAACUUUCCUCACCGGCAACAUGUACCCGAACAAGGUCAGUGCCAACGGUCUGCAGUAUGACUGUGGAUGUGAACUGAAUGCUGACGGAGAGUAUGGCAGAUCCGACUACACAACACACUGUACCAGAGGUAACCUCACUCUUCCGUCGCGCUAUCUCUUGUUGUGGGCUAACUACGGAGCAUUCUGUGUGUCACUUCUGACUCAAGAUGGAGCGUAUGAUGGUCUGCGAGGCCCAGUUAUUUCUGAAUGGCAGUCCGUACGUCACUAUUGCAUCUCUCAAGUACGCACAGCCUGGCUAUUGAUGCGUACCAACCUGAACUUGAAUGACGAGGAGCGGUCCUUCUUUGUUGUGCAGGCGAUGACUAACCUGCAGAAGAAUGGCCAGCGUCUGUUCGGUCAGUCGACGUUUACUAACCUGGAGUCGUUGAACAGAGCAGAGGCAUCCUGGCACAGUGGCGUGUAUGAGCCCAGCAUAGCUGCAUGUCAGAAUCCCACAAUGGUGAAUGAUGCCGUCUGGCAGAAUCAUCCGCUCCUGCUCAAGUUGAGAGAUUUUGAAAACGUGUACCCGAGUCGUGUCUCAUCUAAACACUUCUAUCACGCUGUGGAGCAGCACCAGCACUCUGUCGCUAGUAGGUCAUCGACACAGUGGCAUACUCUGCCCGCGGGCAUUCGUCUUGCCAGGACUGACAUUCUACAGCACAUGAUGGUGUGGCGAAGACGCCUGCAUGUCGGUGGUAUGCUGCUGCCUGAUUUGGUGGAGUUCUACACCUGGAUUCACUCCAUGCUGGCGUUUUCCGUCACAUUUGAGCAGGCCACAACAGUCACAGUAGGCCAGGUUCUGGAAAGGCUUUCGCAGCGCUACAGCAAGUCUGCUGCUCAGCACAUCAAUCAACUUUUCGAGCGCCUCAGUGGACGCUUCAAUGCGUACGUUGACUUCUGCGGCGGCGUCAUUGGCCACGGAGGAUGUGCAACUGUGAGCAGAGAGAACAAACUGCACCAGCUGUCAGCAAGCACGGUACUACUCUCGUUGCUCAGUGAGAGUACGGAAGAAGGCCAGGGCAAUGACACGCUCUUUGUUGUCUUGAGACAAGUCGUUGAGACACACAACCAGUUCUUGGACAUACUCUCCACACUGCUACCAAGUACAGACGAAUCGUUGUCACGUACCAACUCCUACGACCAGCUGAUGUCGCUGUAUGCUAGGCUGCGGAAUGAUUUAGAUUCCAAUACUAUGAUUCAGCCGCAAGAAGUCAGCAGUCAGACCUGUCUGCUCGGUGAUGUGACCGUCUUGGAAAUGGAGGAAUGCAGCGUCCGAAAUACCGGGAGCAAUGUGCUAGUUGAAGAUCAGCUGGAGUUCCUUCGUGUUAUUCGACGUCACUUUACAUCACAUGCCACCUCUCUGAUGAGUAGCAACUCUGCUGCCAAUGCUCUCCAGUCACUGACAUCGUCAGUCUUCAUGUCUCGCUCAUCCGACAGCAGCAGCAGCAAUGAGAGUGCUUUUGAUCUGCAUAGCAUCGAGCAGGACCUGUUGCUCACCUACGCGAUGGGAAGAGCAAGGAUCGCCGACCCGGCUUCUAUGCGCAUUGUCUUCAAAUUCAAAGAUGUGGCUGCGACUAGUGUGCCAACUGCUCAGCCACAUCCUACACAGCAACCCACACCUGCCGUAGAUAUCUCCAAAGUGGACAGCCAGCUGCCGACUGGGUUCUCGAAGGACUUAAGCAGUGAAGCGCUGCAGACACUCAAACUCUUGUCGCAUAAUCUUGAUUCGGUGGUGACAGGCGAGUGCUUGACAAUGCUGCUAACCAUACUGGGACAUGUUCGUCAAGCAGUCUUGCAGUACAGUCAUCCGCUAGCUUUGCAGGGUGGUGAUGACGAUGAUGGCUGUGACAAUGCACAAGUAGCAAGUCGCGUUACUGAGCCCUCCACUCGGCUGCUGCAGUUCCUGACACCAUUACUCUGUCCCGCUGGACUGUCCGGAUCAGUACUUUCGGAGCUAGUCAAGCAGCUUGCAGCGCAAAGGGUUCCUGAUCGCAUGGUAGAGCACAUUUUCUCUUUGCCGCUGAGUAGCAUAGUUGGUUGUAUUCACUUCUUUCGCUCUCACUUGCUGAGUGGUGAAUGCCAAUAUGCUCACUUGGCAAUGCGUCUCAAGACUCCACUCAGACCUGAACUCGCUGAGACUCUCAUGGCAGCAAUCCCUGCCGCGUAUGACAACCCGACUGAGUGUGUGCAAGGCAUCAGUAGCUUACUGAGUGUCCUGUCUGGCGUGGAGGCUCAUCUUGGUCAGCAACAUGAUGUUUGCGUGCGUCACUACCUCAUCAGCAAUCAUUUCUACAGCGAGCAUGAGCUACCCAUAGCCUUGUUCCCACCUGAUCAGGUCUGCAUUGAACACUAUGUUGCUCUGCGCCUCCUCUUGACAAGACUGAAGGAUGAUAUCAACGCGAGGAUUGUGUCAUCAUCACCGCCGUCGUCAUCGCAGGGUGCAAGCAGCUCUAGAAGUGCACCACCACCAAGUCAUUGGCCGCAGAGCAUUGAAUCUUGGACACCAGUGGUGGCUGAGCUAUGGAACAAGUUGCCAGGAUGGCAUGAUGAUGAGUUAGGCAAGUUAGAUGCACCAACUGGAUUUGCCUUGCCGCUCUUCCACUUGGAGGGUGGCACCAUUAGAGCUCUGUACGGCAAUGAUGACAGUGAUGGUGAUGCCACUCCGGUCUUGGAACAGUCACUUGGAGAAGAUGACUGGCUGGACAUGGCACCAGCCAGUCGGCGUCAAGACAACAAAGACAAGCUAUUUCCCGACAUCAGUACACCUGUAGACUCUGACGCUGACGCAUCAGUGGCUAUUCUUUCACGUGGACUGACUGGAUUUGAUGACUCUGAUGAUGAUGAGGAGGAGGAAGACACUGAUGAUGGAGGCUCAGAAACCGGUUCAGUGAGUGAAUCCUCUUCAUAUUCACCGGAUUUUGUGCGCAGUCCAUCAUCCCAGUCAUCUGGCUCUGGCGACCCUGGCAACAUGGAAUCAUUCUGUAUCGUGGAUCACGACAGUAUGUCCCUGACAUCAGGUGAUAACAUUGGCCCUCCCGGCUCUGUUAGUAGCGAUGACAGAGAAGCUGUCACUCCAAUGAAUCCAACUGCCGACACGAGUCACUUACUUGAAGGCGUAGCCACGGCCAGACCAACAUCAUCUCCCAUCCAGAUUUCCGCUGGUGAACGGCAGAUGGCCAGUGGAAAUUUGCUGCUUCCGUCACCAUCAACUGCCAGCCCAGCAAGUGCCCUUUCCCCAUCCAUGCUGAAGACUCUUCAAAAUGAGGAACUACUAACUAUGUCGGUUGAGGAUGUGGCCAACUGGCUGCGCAAGAUCAACAUGGAAGAUCUCGUGGAGUUGUUCGUGAAGAAGGAUAUCGAUGGAGGUAUGCUCUCUCACAUGGAUGAUAGUCUCCUGGAAGAACUCCAAGUGAAAACCGUCCUGAAGCGUAGGCGAAUUCUCUCCGAACUGAGCAAGCUACGUAAGCGGAUAUCAGACUUGAGCAUGACGAAACUCACGUUACUCCAAGACCAGUCGUCACUAAAACUGGUAUAACUGUUAUUGCUACUUCCUUCAUAUUCGCAUUAUCAUUCGCUGCUCUCUAAGGCUUUUUUAUCUCAGGAAUGGUACAUAUUCCUCCCCUACAUGUUGUACUGUAUUUUCUUGAUUGAAGCUCACAUUCUUUUAAAAAAUGCAUCCUUGAAAAGAUUCAAAUUGCAUGUUCUACUGACCUGCCAUACAAUGCAGAUUUCUUGCCAUGAAAAUUCACAUUCCUUCAUGCAUCUUACAAUGUACAUGUAUAGCAGAGUACCUUUUCAUGCAUCAGGACGUCGUCGUCCUUGGCAGCUAUCAAUUUUAUUAUGCUCCACGGUAUGCUGAGCUGGAGCAUUGGCUUCUCUUGUCGUUUUCUUCUUUUCUUCUUAGACAGCUAACUCCUAGGUUUAUAGAGCUUUGUGUCCUUGCAACUACAGUACUAAUAGCAUGCUUGCUAUUUUGUUUUCAAGAUUCCACUCCCACUGAUUUCCACCUCUCCCCAUUAAUAGUUGUAGUUGUAAUUUUUGUUUCAGUGUCCUUUAGUACAACGACGAUUCCUGAUGAGUGUUGUACGAAAACUUGUUUGAAUCCCUUUCUUUCUCUACACAAUUUCUUCACAUUUUUCAUCGUUUUAUUGCACAUUGUCUCCACAGUUUUACAAUACAUCAAUAUAGUGUACACAAAUGUCGAUCCAGCUUGUAUUACUGAUUGCGGUUAUCAAGUUGUAAACUAACAAGACUUUUUUUGUUAUUUCUUCUUUUUAUUGGUUUUAUAUUUUCCCCAUUUCCAAUCUUUCGCCACCGCGGUACCGGUUGUGCUCUUUGCUGUCACUGCCAAGCUCUUCAGUAGACAUGUACAGCAUACACAUGCAGCAAUGUAUUGACUACACAUGCAGCAAUGUAUUGACUACACAUGCAGCAAUGUAUUGACUAGCAGUGCACCUAAUCAUGCAUCUCAUUCUUCUUUUACUUUCACCUCUGAUUUUUUUAUAAUUAUGUAUUAUGCGCAUGGCAUAUCCUGCUUUUUCUCUGACUUUUUUUAAGUAUAACAUUUGAAACCUAUCCUGUUCUCCGACUAAUUAUUUCACUACAGUUGUUGAAUUGUUGUUGCCAACGCC